ACGAACGUGGAGAGGUGGAGCAAACCAACUCCCUAAAACGGCGGGGGGGGGGGUGGGGAUCAUUAAAUAGGCGUUUAAACUUUUAGUUUCUCAUGUUAGUUGUAACAAGAUAUCUCACCGCCUGAUGCCCCAAUGGAGAGAUCCAGCGAAUCACGUCAUGGCAAAGCAAGAACAGCCUGGACUUCUGAUCCAUGAAAUAGGGGGUGUAGAUGGUGUCCUGGAAGGGCAUGUGGAGCUCUUGAAGAAACAUUUUCAUCUUAUCACCAUGAAGGAAUUUCUUGAAAACAAAAAAAGACUGAAUGAAAAGAUCAAAUCUGUUUUUAUACAUGAGUGCAAACCAGUCAUUGACCGGGAGCUCCUCCAGAGCCUGCCUCACUUAAAGGUGAUUGCAAACUCUGGGGUAGGAGUGGAUCACCUGGACUUGAAACUGAUCGCUAGCUUUGGCAUUAAAGUGACCAAUACUCCACAUGCUGUUUCUGACUCUACUGCAGAUAUAGGGAUGGCCUUGAUGCUAGCAUCUGCCAGAAGGCUAGUGGAAGGCUGUCAGAUUUCAGUUUCUCCACAAACUGAACAUUUUGCUGCUGACUGGCUGGGAGAUGAAGUCACGGGUGCUACUCUCGGUAUCAUCGGCAUGGGCAGCAUUGGGUAUAAGGUAGCCAAGAGGGCCAAAGCUUUUGAAAUGAAAAUUCUGUAUCACAACAGGAACCAGAGAAAAGAAGAAGAGGAAAAGGCUGUUGGUGCCUGCUACUGUGAAAAGAUGGAAGACUUGCUCCAGCAAUCUGACUUCGUGAUGCUGGUCGUGAACCUAACACCUCAAACAUUCAGAUUCAUUGGGAAAAGGGAGUUAGAGCUGAUGAAACCCUCUGCUACUCUCAUUAAUAUCAGCAGAGGUGCAGUAGUUGAUCAGGAUGCAUUGGUGGAAGCUCUCCAAAAUGGGACUAUUAAGGCUGCAGCUUUGGAUGUGACAUACCCUGAACCUCUGCCAAGAGAUCAUUCAUUAUUAAAAUUAAAGAACAUUAUCAUAACUCCUCACAUUGGAACUGCUACAGUCCAAGCCACUCGGAAGAUGACAGAAGAAGCAGUAGCAAACAUCCUGGCUGUUCUCAAUGGUCUUACCAUUCCUAGUGAAGUAAUCCCUAUACGAUGUUUCAGAGAACAUACGUAUGCAUUGGCAUAUCUGUUAUAGGACUUUAUUCUACUGACUUCUACAAUAAUUUCUCAGUGUAACACUGACUAAUGAAAAGCAAACAUGUUCCUGUACAUUGAUGUCACAUUUAUGGCACCACCUAAUGCCUAUAAUUGUACUCCAAUCAUGUGAUAAUCUGAAUAAUAACAAUCUUUUUACUCA
Molecule: messenger RNA, 1348 nt
Organism: Pelodiscus sinensis (Chinese soft-shelled turtle)
Lineage: Eukaryota; Metazoa; Chordata; Testudines; Trionychidae
Cellular component (GO): cytosol
Molecular function (GO): NAD binding; hydroxypyruvate reductase [NAD(P)H] activity; glyoxylate reductase (NADPH) activity
Source: RefSeq, a predicted model, not a curated record